Aspergillus lentulus is the source of this 483-nucleotide messenger RNA. The record is from RefSeq and is a predicted model, not a curated record. Lineage: Eukaryota; Fungi; Ascomycota; Eurotiomycetes; Eurotiales; Aspergillaceae.
AUGAAGUAUUCAGUGCUCUCAAUGGCGGCUCUUAUCGCCCCUGCCUUGGGAAAUCCAGCCUACUACUGGCGGCAUUACCUCUCUGGUCCAAUCCAUCUUGCCAAUGCUGGUACUGUCUAUAUCCAAAACAAGGCCCCCUUUGACGUCGAUGUGGAUGUAGAACCACAGGGAGAUCAAUUUAAUAUUCCGCCUGGGCAGCACCACUCAGUUCCAGGCGCACUGGUUGCGGAUGUGAAAUUUAACCAACAGGUAGAAGUGAGCUAUGUCUCUGGUGAUCAAGGCACGUUUAACUAUGUCAUUCAGCCAAUUGGCAAUGGCUUUUCUGGAUGUGUUCGUGUUUCACCAGAUGGAUGUAAUUCUCUGCAUUGGUGUGCUGGACAACCUGCAACACAUCCAGUGACCUGCAAAGCUGGCACUGAGCUCCCUGUCACCUUGUAUCAGCCUAGCGAUAUGAGGAAGUCUCCACAUGAAUUCCUGCUGUGA